Neolamprologus brichardi is the source of this 834-nucleotide messenger RNA. Its product is annotated as G protein-coupled receptor 4. NCBI's taxonomy places the organism in Eukaryota, Metazoa, Chordata, Actinopteri, Cichliformes, Cichlidae. Gene Ontology annotation, molecular function: G protein-coupled receptor activity. Gene Ontology annotation, biological process: phospholipase C-activating G protein-coupled receptor signaling pathway; positive regulation of Rho protein signal transduction. The record is from RefSeq and is a predicted model, not a curated record. Gene Ontology annotation, cellular component: plasma membrane.
CUAUGGUACGAGUUCCCAAUAUGCGCCGUGGCCCCUUAUGGCUACAUUUUCUACUAUGGAGUCAAGGUGUUCAACCUGGCAGUAGGAACUCUGUGUAACAUCUUGGUCAUCUGGCAGAUCAUUACCAAGAAAAGUGACGCUUUCACAUCUGACACCUUUAUCCUCAAUCUGGCCAUACUGGACGCCUACUUCUGCCUCAUGACUCCCGUCGACCUUGUCAACGGGUUAUUGCUGAACAACAACGACAUCUGGUACUUUAAGCGAUUGGCAUAUGGAAUCAAAGACUUGGCGCCACUCUUUCUGGUGUGUAUUUGUCUGGACCGCUACAUGGCUGUGGUCCACCCCGUGCUCUUCGCUGGCAUCCGUGACAACAAAAUCCGCAUCGGGAUUUCUGUGCUGGUGUGGGCCCUCAUAUUGGCUUAUGCCCUGGUGAAGUGCAUCCUGGGACGCAUGCCUGUCGAUGGCGUCUUCAGUGGCAUCAUCCUUUUUGCGUUUGCAUUGAUGAUCUUUUGUAACAUCUCCAUCAUCUGGGCCCUUCGGCACUCUGUGACGGGAAAAGAGGUGAUGCACCCGGUGAAGAAGAGGGCCUUCAAGAUGGUGCUGAUUAACCUGGCCAUCAUCGUGGUCAACUACCUGCCGCCCGUGGCGCUCAUGCCGUUUGCGUCAUACUACACGGCUGUGGCGUUUCAAUGUCAGAUCCGCGUCACUGUGUACUCCAUCAUGGAUCUGAGCUGCAGCAUUGAGCCUCUGCUCUACAUCACAAAGAUGGAGCGCGUGGAAGGCACAUGCUGUGGAAAGAGUGUCUGUGAGAAGCCGCUUGAUGUCACCACAUAA